GAUUCGACAGCAAAGCAAAGUUGGAGCCUGAAUGACCCCUUGCCCAUAAUGGUCUGCUUGACAGUACUGUACAGUGCUAUUCAGUACAGUAAAUUUAGACACUUGCAGUUACAUUCAAUAUGGGACGGGGACGUCGAAAGAUUCUAGAAUCGAAGGUUGGCGUUGUCAUUGGGGCAGACGAAAAUCUCCGUCGCUGGUUGCGAUGGAGCCAGAGUGAGCGGGUAGCUGUCACAAAUUCGGUGCAAGAAGAACUGUUGUGGUUUCCUGGCGACUUUCUGGCCCGGCGGUCUCCUACCUUCCACUUCGAGCUGUCCGAAAACCACGAUCGGGAAGAGCAGAGUCCUCUCAUUCUCGAAAACGUCCCCUUCUCUACAAUCCGAGAAUUCUACCGCUGGUCGAUGAUGGAGAAUCCGCAUAUUCGGUACGAUGCUUGCUUUGAGGAGGUGGAUGCGCUAGCAGAGCUUGCUGAGAAAUAUAAAAUCCGUGCGCUGGGUUGGCAAGCGUCAGAUCGCAUUCGCCAGCAACUUUGUUCUGGAUUAUGGCAGUUGAGGCCCCAGACUGUAUCUUCGAAAUACAAAUACCUCCAGUCCGAUAGCUGGCUGUUCCAGCUGUAUCGUGCGGCAUUAGCCACAGUUGCAGAAGGUUUACAAAAUUGUACGGACGAUCAGAUGGCUGAAUGGCGGCUUGUGGCGUCUGAGAUGCCUGCGAUUGCAUUGGAUUUGUUUGAGGCACAAUCGCGGCGGCAUGGAAAGAAUUAUCUUCGUGAAGGGGGCUCGUGUCGAUUCCACGAUCAUGAUGAUGAUCCACACCCUUCAGAUUGUACAAUGACUCUGGGGCUAUGUCCUUUCGAGGACAUGGGAUGUUUCAAGAUCGAAAGUUGGGGAUUUUAGGAGAAUGGCUGGCACCGUAGCCGAUGAGUAGGUGCAAUAAAUGACUUUAGC
Molecule: messenger RNA, 941 nt
Organism: Exophiala xenobiotica
Lineage: Eukaryota; Fungi; Ascomycota; Eurotiomycetes; Chaetothyriales; Herpotrichiellaceae
Exons: 2
Coding region: 120-890 (256 amino acids)
Source: RefSeq, a predicted model, not a curated record